Messenger RNA from Triticum aestivum (bread wheat), 1263 nucleotides. RefSeq lists its product as uncharacterized. The coding region runs from base 1 to 525 and encodes 174 amino acids. The transcript has 2 exons. The record is from RefSeq and is a predicted model, not a curated record. NCBI's taxonomy places the organism in Eukaryota, Viridiplantae, Streptophyta, Magnoliopsida, Poales, Poaceae.
AUGAAGGAGUUGCUACGCACAACCAAUGGCUCGAGCGCACCGCACCACGUGAAGAAAAAAAACCACCGCAACGCGACCGCGCGUGAGAAAAAACAGCGAGGGUCAGGCGAGCGCACCGCACCACGCGAGGGAAAAGACCACCGCUCCGCCCGUCCGCUUUCUCCUUCAUCCCCGUUCCCUCCUCUCCAACCGCCCGUCCUCCUCGAGCCCCGCCCCGCGUCCCUCCUCCUCCUCCCUGCUCGCUCACAUCGCGGGCGGCGCCACCUCCUCGCUAGGCCCAUCUCUGCCCACCCUCUCUUCCUCGCGAUUCGGAGCAGAAGGACGGAUGCGGCCACCCAGGCGUCGGCGCCGGCGCCGGCGCGGGAUUAUAGAGGAGAGGGGACAUCGAUGGCCAGGCAAGGAAGGACGAGGGGGAAUCUGGUGGAGGUGAUGAGGGAGCUGCUAAGGUGGGGCAGGAGAGGACGGCUCGCCGACAAGCUCGAGUUGGAGGCGGGUAUGGAUAGCCUGAUGAGAGCAGCCCAGUAGCCGCACCUCCGCAACUUUGCCAAUGUAUACAGUCAUCAGUACCAUCUCUUUACCGCAGUUUUUGCCUUCCAUUUUUUUGAGUUGUUUGAUUCAUUUCAUUUUCCAACUGAAUCAGCUCUCGAGGUUUACGCAUAGCCCUAUAAGAAGAUCAAUCAUCGAUGACUUGCCGAUUUACAGGCACGUAAAAAAAUACAUACUUUCUAUGUGUUCUUGGGAUCAACUAAUGUGAGAUCGUUUUCUCUUAUUUCAUUGUUCUUGCUGCUGCAUAUAUCUCUUCAUGCAUCUGAAUCACUGAAAAUUACAGGAGAAAACAGGUUGGGGGGAUAUGAGGCUAUUGGUCUUUAUUCCUUCAUGUAGGUUGAGGUAUUUCGGAGUUGGUUCACUCGGAAAAAAGGUGUGUUGAUGGUUUGAGUUUUUGCAUCAGCAGCAAGUCAGAUUUUUUCUACCGGGGAGCAUCAACCUUCUUCCCCCCAUGAUCGUUACUUUGUUGGCAUGAGCUUUCUAGAAUGUAUUGUUUGAUUGUCUCCCAUGUUAGCAGAUAGGUACUAGCUAGAACACCCUUUUUAAUGAUGUAUUUCAUGGAUACAUUGUGAUGGAGCAUUAGUUGGCUUGCCUUUUGUGUCACUCACUCAUUGACGAAUUUUUCAGUUUAGGAGGUUUUGUGGCCUCUUGGUUCAGAAUGCAAAUAAACAAUAUGCGCCAUGGUUUGAUCAGAAUGCAAAUAAACUGCAGUUUUAA